AUGAGCAAGUAUGAAAUUGGGGAGAUAGCCCAACUAUACUUUCCGAAUGAGAUGUUUUUGAAUGAUGAUGAAAUAGCUUCGGCGCCUGAGAGCGAGAAGAACAGUUUCGAUUUUACCUCUUUAAUGCAAAAGCUCAAAGAAACAAGGAAAACCACGAUUAAAUAUGCGGGCAAAGGAACAACUGAAGGUUUGCAUAAGUCCUUUCAACAAGAAAAGUUCAUCUUGCCACGAAACAAAGAGAACAGAGAUUUUAAUACGAAUAAUAGCGACGAAUAUGAUUACGAAAAAGAGACCGAUUCUGAAAUUGAGCUUUCUUGGAGACCCUUAGACGAGAUUGCAUUAAAGAGAAAAGCUUUAAAUAGGGUUGGAAAUUGCUUUAAACCAAUGCCAGGUGAUGACAGAGAUGAUAAUCAAAAAAAGGGUAAAUUUACUGGCGGCUGUGCCCAGUUACUUGGAUUUCCAGCACAAACACCAGCGCCCCAAGAAGAGGCUUAUAUGUUAGACAGGGGAGGGUCCACAGAGGAUAUCAAAAGUUCUGUUAAAAAAGCACAUCCUGUUGAUUUCUCAACUAGACGUAAACCCACGCAAGACGAGAAUGACAAGGAAUACUUUGAAGUCGAGGCUGUAUUGGGUGGGAUAAAAGAUGAUAUCAAGCAAACCUUACAGAAGGUUGAUGAUAUUAACAAAUUUAUCUAUAGCAAAAUUGAUUCAAGUACCAGAGAAGCGAAUAUGGAUAAACAGAAUGAAAUUACUCGUAUCGAGACGAAUGAUUACCAAGUGUCAGAAUGUAUACCCGGAACUUUUCCCGAAAGGAUAAUUUAUCUUCGUGAUAUUGUUCAAGCACCAGAAGAGCAAACCAAUCAUUUAAAAUCAAUUGAUUGGAUGAAAUGGUUGGUUUCUUGGCCAAUUAAAUGGAAAAUUGCUUACUACUUUGGAUGUCAUGUAUUGUCCUUUUCAAAUAAAGACUACUCCAUUUCUCAAAAGUCAAUGGAUUUGCUAGAAAACAAUAAUACGCUCACAAUUCCUGAACUUGAUAAACUCUUAGGUUGCUACAUGGCAUAUCGCGUUAUAUCAAGAAACCUUUAUGACAUCUCUUCCGCUCUUAAUGAGAUAUAUGACUAUUCAUACAAAUUCAUCUUACAGUAUGACGAUCUACAUCCUCUCCAACAAAAAAAAUGGAAGGAAUUGUUCACAUAUGGAGCAUUGAAUAUUUCUUUAGUAUUUUUUGGAACUUUGACCUUGGAGAUGUUUCUUUCUCCUGGAAAAACCUCUUCUCCAGUGUUCGGUUGCCUAUGGAAUAUUGGAUUUGGAUCUUCACAAAAAGCUGGUCUUGCCAUAAUGUUAACCCUGUUUUACUUAAAUUUAACCAAAGAAACCCUGCAUAAGUUCAAUAUACAUGUCAAAAAAGAAAUCGAAAAGGAGAAGGAGGAACAGUUUCGAACGGCACAGCAGUCCGAAUUCCCUAAUAAACUGAAUUUGAAGGAAAGAUUUAGCUGCACUAAUGUAUAUCCUCAAAAAGAUGUCAGUGAUAUUAUAGUAGAUGAAAAUGACCAAGGUACCAAAGAUUAUUGCUCUGCUCUUCUGGAGUCUACACCCCCCUUCACAAGAAAUGCGGAUAGUUUAAUGGCACAAAGUCCAUUACUUAAAAAAUCAUCAAACGUAAUAGCCAGUGAUUCGAUUAGACUAGCACCGUUGUCUCAGCCUGAAAAGGGGAAAGGCAGCUGGAGGAAUAUAGAAGAGGUUCAUCUAAUAAAGACAUCUAAUAAAACUUCCUAUGAUAUAUUUUUUGCUGUUCUUUCGAAAAUACUAAUACUUACAUCUUCGUUGCUUCAACAGCCAAUAUCUACUUCUAAACGCCUACGGCCAAGAAGAAUACUUCGUUCCAUAAAGAAGAUAGUGAAUACCCCGCUAUAG
Molecule: messenger RNA, 1914 nt
Organism: Kluyveromyces marxianus DMKU3-1042
Lineage: Eukaryota; Fungi; Ascomycota; Saccharomycetes; Saccharomycetales; Saccharomycetaceae
Exons: 1
Coding region: 1-1914 (637 amino acids)
Source: RefSeq, a predicted model, not a curated record